This is a messenger RNA of Symphalangus syndactylus (siamang), 4189 nucleotides long. It is a transcript of the gene COL9A1, whose product is annotated as collagen type IX alpha 1 chain. NCBI's taxonomy places the organism in Eukaryota, Metazoa, Chordata, Mammalia, Primates, Hylobatidae. The record is from RefSeq and is a predicted model, not a curated record. Gene Ontology annotation, molecular function: extracellular matrix structural constituent conferring tensile strength. Gene Ontology annotation, biological process: extracellular matrix organization.
GAUGUUUUAAAAAAUAUAUAGUCAUGUUAAAACUAAGGAACUUGCCCUACUAUUCUAUGAGUUUCAUGGGGCAUCCCAACUAUUGUGCACAUACCAGGAAACAAGUGGAAAGAGAUCUUUUGGCACCUCUAGUGUCUACUCUUUUCUAAUCGAAUGUUUUUUAAGCCAUGAGUUGUAACCCAUCAGUUGAUCCUGAAAUCUACUCACUGAUUUGGUUAUCAUCACUCAAAAAUUAAAUAUAAUAAAACAGAAAAUAGAAUAUAUUACAUUUAUAUGAGUAACUAUUGCUUUCUGAAACUUUUGUUCUGGUUGUGUAUAUGUGUACAUAGUAAUAAAGCCCAUUCAAUCCAUCCUCCAAGCAACACCAGAACUGUCUUUCUAAAGACACAUCCAAAAAAGCCAUUAUUGGCCUCAAACUCUUCUCUCAGUUCCUAUAACAGCCAGAAUAAUGUCUAUGCUUUCUUUUGAGGUCAUUCAAGAUCCUUUACCCAACUCUUCCCCCGUGGUCCUCCUACUUGUGAUUUCAGAAAAUGACAUCACCAUCUACUCAGUUGCUCAAGCUCAAAACCAGGGACUGUUGGCAAACAAAGAAAAUCAACUGGGAAAAUGAAGACCUGCUGGAAAAUUCCAGUUUUCUUCUUUGUGUGCAGUUUCCUGGAACCCUGGGCAUCUGCAGCUGUCAAGCGUCUCCCCAGAUUCCCUGUCAAUUCCAAUUCUAAUGGUGGAAAUGAACUCUGUCCAAAGAUCAGGAUUGGCCAAGAUGACUUACCAGGGUUUGAUCUGAUCUCUCAGUUCCAGGUAGAUAAAGCAGCAUCUAGAAGAGCUAUCCAGAGAGUAGUGGGAUCAGCUACAUUGCAGGUGGCUUACAAGUUGGGAAAUAAUGUAGACUUCAGGAUUCCAACUAGGAAUUUAUAUCCCAAUGGACUGCCUGAAGAAUACUCCUUCUUGACAACGUUUCGAAUGACUGGAAGCACACUCAAAAAGAACUGGAACAUUUGGCAGAUUCAGGAUUCCUCUGGGAAGGAGCAAGUUGGCAUAAAGAUUAAUGGCCAAACACAAUCUGUUGCAUUUUCAUACAAGGGACUGGAUGGAAGUCUCCAAACGGCAGCCUUUUCGAAUUUGCCCGCCUUGUUUGAUUCCCAGUGGCAUAAGAUCAUGAUUGGCGUGGAGAGGAGUAGUGCUACUCUUUUUGUUGACUGCAACAGGAUUGAAUCUUUACCUAUAAAGCCAAGAGGCCCAAUUGACAUUGAUGGCUUUGCUGUGCUGGGAAAACUUGCAGAUAAUCCUCAAGUUUCUGUUCCAUUUGAACUUCAAUGGAUGCUGAUCCAUUGUGACCCCCUGCGGCCCAGGAGAGAAACUUGCCAUGAGCUGCCAGCCAGAAUAACGCCCAGCCAGACCACCGACGAGAGAGGUCCGCCGGGCGAGCAGGGUCCUCCCGGGCCUCCAGGCCCCCCUGGAGUUCCAGGCAUCGAUGGCAUCGACGGUGACCGAGGUCCUAAGGGCCCCCCGGGCCCCCCGGGUCCUGCAGGUGAACCGGGAAAGCCAGGAGCACCAGGCAAGCCAGGCACACCUGGCGCUGAUGUGAGUAGGCGAGUGCUGGGAGGGCGCCCAGCCUGGACUGUGUGGUGGGGAUUAACAGGACCUGAUGGAUCCCCUGGCUCUGUUGGGCCAAAGGGACAAAAAGGAGAACCUGGUGUGCCUGGAUCGCGUGGAUUUCCAGGCCGUGGUAUUCCUGGACCCCCUGGUCCUCCUGGGACAGCAGGACUCCCUGGAGAGCUUGGCCGUGUAGGGCCUGCUGGUGACCCUGGGAGAAGAGGACCACCUGGCCCCCCCGGCCCCCCAGGACCCAGUGGAACAAUUGGCUUUCAUGAUGGCGAUCCAUUGUGUCCCAAUGCCUGUCCACCAGGUCGCUCAGGAUAUCCAGGCCUACCAGGCAUGAGGGGUCAUAAAGGGGCUAAAGGAGAAAUUGGUGAACCAGGAAGACAAGGACACAAGGGUGAAGAAGGUGACCAGGGAGAACUGGGAGAAGUUGGAGCUCAAGGACCUCCAGGAGCCCAGGGUUUGAGAGGCAUCACCGGCAUAGUUGGGGACAAAGGGGAAAAAGGUGCUCGGGGCUUAGAUGGAGAACCUGGGCCUCAGGGUCUUCCUGGUGCACCUGGUGAUCAAGGACAGCGAGGACCUCCAGGAGAAGCAGGUCCCAAAGGAGAUAGAGGGGCUGAAGGUGCUAGAGGAAUUCCUGGUCUCCCUGGGCCCAAAGGAGACACGGGUUUGCCAGGUGUGGAUGGCCGUGAUGGGAUCCCUGGAAUGCCUGGAACAAAGGGUGAACCAGGAAAACCUGGGCCUCCUGGUGAUGCGGGAUUGCAGGGGUUACCAGGUGUACCUGGAAUUCCUGGUGCAAAAGGUGUUGCUGGUGAAAAGGGUAGCACAGGUGCUCCAGGGAAGCCUGGUCAGAUGGGAAAUUCAGGCAAACCGGGCCAACAGGGGCCUCCAGGAGAGGUGGGACCCCGAGGACCCCGAGGGCUUCCUGGCAGUAGAGGAGAAUUAGGACCAGUGGGAUCCCCAGGCCUACCAGGUAAACUGGGUUCUCUGGGUAGCCCUGGCCUCCCUGGCUUGCCUGGGCCCCCUGGACUUCCUGGAAUGAAAGGCGACAGGGGUGUAGUCGGUGAACCGGGUCCAAAAGGUGAACAGGGUGCCUCUGGUGAAGAAGGUGAAGCAGGAGAAAGGGGGGAACUUGGAGAUAUAGGAUUACCUGGGCCAAAGGGAUCUGCAGGUAAUCCUGGGGAACCUGGCUUGAGAGGGCCUGAGGGAAGUCGGGGGCUUCCUGGAGUGGAAGGACCAAGAGGACCACCUGGACCCCGGGGCGUGCAGGGAGAACAGGGUGCCACUGGCCUGCCUGGUGUUCAGGGCCCUCCGGGUAGAGCACCGACAGAUCAGCAUAUUAAGCAGGUUUGCAUGAGAGUCAUACAAGAGCAUUUUGCUGAGAUGGCUGCUAGUCUUAAGCGUCCAGACUCGGGUGCCACUGGGCUCCCUGGAAGGCCUGGCCCUCCUGGUCCCCCCGGCCCUCCUGGAGAGAAUGGUUUCCCAGGCCAGAUGGGAAUUCGUGGCCUUCCGGGCAUUAAGGGGCCCCCUGGUGCUCUUGGUUUGAGGGGACCUAAAGGUGACUUGGGAGAAAAGGGGGAGCGUGGCCCUCCAGGAAGAGGUCCCAAAGGUUUGCCUGGAGCUAUAGGUCUCCCAGGUGACCCAGGCCCUGCCAGCUAUGGCAGAAAUGGCCGAGAUGGUGAGCGAGGCCCCCCAGGGGUGGCAGGAAUUCCUGGAGUGCCUGGACCCCCGGGACCUCCUGGGCUUCCCGGUUUCUGUGAGCCAGCCUCCUGCACCAUGCAGGCUGGUCAGCGAGCAUUUAGCAAAGGGCCUGACCCUUGAAAGGCUCAGUGCUGCAUGGCUGUCUGCAUGAACCACGCCUGGUGAAGGAGCUUGGGUGAGAAACACCAUCCAAAGCUGGGGAAAAGAUGAUUACCUUCAGCAUGAUUACAAUGUAUUACCUUCAGUAUGAUUACAGAAGUCCUACUUGACAAUCACAUUUAGAAGAACGGUGCUAUUCAGUAAGUUCUCUUUCCUUUCCCUUGGAGGGAAGACAGCAGAGUCAUCAGUUAAAAAGAAAAAGAAAACCAAACACCUCCCUUGAAUAAAUUUAUACUCCUGUUCCCAGGAUCUUGAGCUUUAGUGUGCUAUACCUAUGUGUCUUAUCGUGGGCCACUGUGCCAAUAAACAAAAACAACUGUUUGGUUUACCUCAGUUGCAGUAGUUAUUUUCAUUUAGAUGUUGUUCUCAGAUUAUUGUUUCAGUUCUAUAGAGGAUUACUAGACUAGUUAUGAAGAAACCCCACUACAUUCAAUGGAAUUGGUGCUUAAAAUCCCAUCGAUGUGCUGUCUCUGGAGUGAUAAGAAAGGGCUACAUCGCCCGAAAUGAUUUCUUUACAUCACGUAUUGGUUUCCUUCUUCAGCUUGAACUUUUGUUGAACUGUAUGUACUUUACCCCAAACCUGUUAAUAUUUUGAGCGCUUCUAUGUGAAAGUGAAGAAAUAAUUUGAAUACUCUGGCAUUCAUAAAUUUUAUUGAUGAGAUUAUUUAUUUUAAGGGUUUGAGGUAACAUCUCUGGUUGUACCAAAGAAGAAAUAAAUAUGGUUUCUUAA